Messenger RNA from Neomonachus schauinslandi (Hawaiian monk seal), 387 nucleotides. RefSeq names its product phosphatidylinositol N-acetylglucosaminyltransferase subunit P-like. The coding region runs from base 1 to 387 and encodes 128 amino acids. The transcript has a single exon. NCBI's taxonomy places the organism in Eukaryota, Metazoa, Chordata, Mammalia, Carnivora, Phocidae. Gene Ontology annotation, molecular function: phosphatidylinositol N-acetylglucosaminyltransferase activity. The record is from RefSeq and is a predicted model, not a curated record. Gene Ontology annotation, biological process: GPI anchor biosynthetic process.
AUGGUGGGAAAUUCACCGUCGCCGUUGCCAGAAAGAGCGAUUUAUGGCUUUGUUCUUUUCUUAAGCUCCCAAUUUGGCUUCAUCCUGUAUCUUGUGUGGGAAUUUAUUCCUGAAUCUUGGCUAAACUCCUUAGGAUUAACCUAUUGGCCUCAAAAAUACUGGGCAGUUGCAUUGCCCGUCUACUUCCUCAUUACUAUAGUAAUUGUUUACGUACUCUUCUUUGGAAUAAACAUGAUGAGUACCUCUCCACUCAACUCCAUUCAUACAAUCACAGAUAACUCUGCUAAAAAUCAACAGCAGAAAAAAUACCAAGAAGAGGCCAUCCCGGCAUUAAGAGAGAUUCCUAUUAGUGAAGUAAACCAAAUGUUCUUCCUAGCAACUAAAUAA